Messenger RNA from Siniperca chuatsi (mandarin fish), 1249 nucleotides. RefSeq names its product PRKR interacting protein 1 (gene prkrip1). The transcript is spliced from 2 exons. The record is from RefSeq and is a predicted model, not a curated record. Gene Ontology annotation, cellular component: nucleolus. The coding region runs from base 213 to 782 and encodes 189 amino acids. Lineage: Eukaryota; Metazoa; Chordata; Actinopteri; Centrarchiformes; Sinipercidae. Gene Ontology annotation, molecular function: double-stranded RNA binding; protein kinase binding; protein kinase inhibitor activity. Gene Ontology annotation, biological process: negative regulation of protein kinase activity.
UCUUUCUGGAGGUCCGCCGCCGCGCACAGGAACCGGGCCGAGGCCGACCACACGCGUCCGUCGGCGUUUCUGGGCAGAUAGACAGCCGCCCCCGCCCGCACACACCUCGCAGUAGAUCUAAUUAAACUGUUCAUGACCUCUGGUUACAAAAGCCCUCAAGAACUUCCGGGGCGACUUGAGCACGGAGGAAAAAGACGGCGGGGGUUUGAAAGAUGGCGGCGCACACGCAGAAGAAUAACAAACCGGGGAAACCUGGAGGAAAAGAGGCUCAGCCCCUGAUAAUCGCUAAAACUCCGGCGGAGGAACAGCGUCUGAAGUUAGAGAGGUUGAUGCGGAACCCGGAUAAACUCGCUCCCAUUCCGGACCGGCCGAAAGAAUGGAACCCGCGGGCUCCGCCGGAGUUCGUCCGAGAUGUGAUGGGCUCCAGCGCCGGUGCAGGCAGCGGGGAGUUCCAUGUUUAUCGGCACCUCCGACGCAGAGAGUACCAGAGGCAGGAUUUUCUGGACAAGAUGGCAGAUAAGCAGAAUGAGGACCUGGAAUAUCUGGAUAAGGUGAAGCAAAACAAACAGGCAGCCGAGGAGAGAACGGCAAAGCGCAGGAAGAAGCGGGAAAAGCUGAAGCAGAAAAAGCUGAUGGCAAAGAAGGCUAAACUAGAGGCCAAAAACAAGAAAGAAGACGACACCGACACGAGUUCGGAAAGCAGUGAAGAAGAGGAGGACGAGGAGGGAAGAGAGGCUGAUGAUGAUGCCGAGGCCCCUAGCUUCAUAAUGGGGAAGAAAUGACGCCCUCUGUCUCCUGCAGAGUGACGAACACAGACUAGCAGGACUGAGUACUAGUUUUAAUGCUCCUUGGUAAUGACAUUGCGGGUGAUUGAUCAUGAAGGCAUGGGGGAGAUGGACACCAGAAUCACAUAACAGUCUGAAAUAAGCAAAAAACAUUUGGAACCAGUUUAAGAGCCCUGUACAAGAGAGUGUACUCCCUGGAUGGACUGCCUAGUUUAAUAGGCAUACCCCCCCAGACAAUGGUGGUCAGUCUCCCAGUUGGGAAAGAGGCAUGUUGAGACACUUCUGAUAGUUUUCAGCUAGCAGGCCAGGUGUGUAGUCGUCUUGAGGGGCUUCUUGAGUUUGCCUAAAUGUAUGAUCAAGUUUUCAGAAUUUUGACUUCAUUGGAUUGUUAAAUCGUUGGGAAUCCUCUACCUUUUUUAAUGGUAUAUUUGAAAUGUUUUAAUAAAAAUGAGAAUAUGCAUGGA